Chenopodium quinoa (quinoa) is the source of this 1199-nucleotide messenger RNA. Its product is annotated as glucosidase 2 subunit beta-like. Gene Ontology annotation, cellular component: glucosidase II complex. The record is from RefSeq and is a predicted model, not a curated record. Lineage: Eukaryota; Viridiplantae; Streptophyta; Magnoliopsida; Caryophyllales; Amaranthaceae. The coding region runs from base 134 to 724 and encodes 196 amino acids. Gene Ontology annotation, biological process: N-glycan processing. The transcript has 5 exons.
UCUUGUUUUUUUAGGCAGUGAGAUAAUUCUUGUUAAUAGAUCCUAAAACACCAAUAAAAUGUUCAUUUCUCAAUUCAACUUUUUCAAUAACAUCCAUAUUUAGAACACAAAAAUUCUAAAUUCAUACUCAGAAAUGGAGACACCAAAGACACCAUUUCUUCACUUCCUUUGCUUCUGCUGCUUUUGUUUCUUCUUCAUACCUUCUGCUUCAUCUGUUGUUCUUCGCGGAAUUCAUCCCCUUGACAUCAAUUACUUCAAUAUAGAUGUUAUUAACUGCAAAGACGGUUCGAGUUCAUUCACCAAAAAUCGUCUUAACGACGACUUUUGCGACUGCGUUGACGGCACCGAUGAGCCCGGUACAUCAGCAUGUCCUGGGGGUAAGUUCUAUUGUAGGAAUCUUGGAAGUCAGCCGCACUUCUUGUUUUCAUCUCGUGUCAAUGACCAUAUUUGUGAUUGCUGUGAUGGGAGUGAUGAAUAUGAUGGUGUCAUUCAUUGCCCCAAUACAUGUAUCAUGGGAGGCAGUAUUGUAUACAAGACUGAAUUACACCAGACUUCAAAUGUUGUAUUGGGAAAUGAAAGCAAACCUCAUGGCGGAUUGGACAUGAUUCAGAAUCUAAAAGAUUUGAAGGUGUUGGCACUCCUGCAAUUAAUCAUACUUGUUUUCUGGGCCCUUUGGCUCUACUAUCGUCGUUCUAAAUUUAGAAAACGGCGAUCUCAUGUUUGAUCAGGCAUUGCCUUGCUAGGUUUGUGGUCAAAAGUACUACCUAAUCAAGUGCUUAUGCAAUAUCUAGUCUCUGUAUGGAUCUGUCAUCAUACUCUAUACUCAUACCAAUUCAUGAUAUUGGUAGCUUUUAGUUGAACACAGUUUUGGUAUUUGUACAUGAACUUGAAACAUGGCAAGAGAUUACUUUCCUUCAGAAAAAGCUAAGCUGGAUACUGAGGAUGACAAAUCCAACUCAGUGUAAUGCAUGGUUAAACAAAGACGUGACAUACAGCUUGAAGACCUCUGUAGUAUAUUUAGCAUGUAAGCUUGCUGGAUAUUGUUCUGCUCUGCGUGUACUACUAACCAUGAGUUUAUUAGCUAAUACGCUGUACCUUUUCUUUUAUAAAGGCAUUUCAUAGGUUAAGCUCGCAAUUGUUAUGUAUUUGGGACAAAUAUUCAUACAGUAUACAUAACAACGAAAGAGAGUUGUGUGAUA